AUGCAAGUGUUGGUGUACAAGGUGAAGAAGAUGAAGAUGAAGUAUGGUGUAUAUGUUCAACAUACUUCUGAAGGCAAUAUGAUUCUAGUAUGUCUGUAUGUUGAUAACAUAUUGCUAAUAGGAAGUUGUGAACAUGAAAUAGCUAAGUUCAAGAAAGUGAUGAUGAAUGAGUUUGAGAUGCCUGAUCUAGGAAAUAUGACAUAUUUUCUGACGAUGGAGAUUAUGUACUCUGAGAAGGGUAUCACUUUGCAUCAACUGAAGUAUGAACUUGAACUUCUAAAGAUAUUUGAGUUAUUGAAUUAUAAAGUUAUGGUCACACCUUCAAAAACAAAUCACAAAUUGGAUUUUGAUCCUGAGGGUGAUGAUGUAGAUGCUACAACUUUCAAGCAGUUGGUUGGAUCUCUGAGGUAUCCGAGAGGUCCUAUUUCUUGGUGUUCCAAGAAACAAUCAGUUGUUGAUAUGUCAACCUGUGAAGCUGAAUAUAUUGUAGGUGUUAUGGCUGCAGGUCAAGUUGUUUGGUUUCUGAAUUUACUGCAGGAUCUUAAGAUCAAGUUACUUCUCUUCAUCCCUACAAUCUUAGAUCGUUCCUUAGCCUUAGAUUUAUAUAGUAACAUUAGAUAA
Molecule: messenger RNA, 621 nt
Organism: Lathyrus oleraceus (garden pea)
Lineage: Eukaryota; Viridiplantae; Streptophyta; Magnoliopsida; Fabales; Fabaceae
Exons: 3
Coding region: 1-621 (206 amino acids)
Source: RefSeq, a predicted model, not a curated record